GAAGUGUCCCGGACAUUUCCACCAUUCAACAUUUUAGUGAGCCGUAGGAACGUGACAGCUCGGAAAUGAAGCUAUUUUGCCUUGUUUUGGUUAUUUACGUUGUGGCUCUGACCCUCUUCGGAGUCGAUGGACGCGGCGGGGGCACCACAAACGGAGUGGAGGAUCCCAAGUUCGUGGGGCUGUUCAAGCGGGCUCGUCGUAGUGCCUUGGACGAAAAGCUGGUGGCCAACGAGCCGCCGCCGCCGCCCAAACAGUUCAGGCAACGUCGUCAGGCUCCACCUGGCCUGCCCCCGCCACCGGAGGGUAUGCCAGUACCCCCGCAGUUCGUUAACUAAACAAAAAUGUUGUUGAAUGUAUAGCAUACAGUUGGGCGUUUGUGCAUGUAAAUGGGAACCACAUCGAAGCUAAUAAAACUCGUUUCAAGCAUUCCAAAAAUCAUAAAA
Molecule: messenger RNA, 443 nt
Organism: Drosophila serrata
Lineage: Eukaryota; Metazoa; Arthropoda; Insecta; Diptera; Drosophilidae
Source: RefSeq, a predicted model, not a curated record